AUGGCUCAGAAAGCGAAAAAGGACCGCGCCAAAUCCAACGCGGCGGCACUUAACAACUUGCACAUCGGUUCUCUUAUCGUCAACGCCCUCUUCCUCUUUUCUCACUUCCUCUUCCGUGCUCGCUCUAUCUGGCUUUACGUUCUCCUUUCUGCGCCUGCCAUCAUCUGCGAGUACAUUCUCGAGGCUUCCGGUCGACCGAAGUACGACCCAACUACACGCGCCCUGCGUACCUCUGGCGAAGACCUAUCCUCUCCUGGCUUGACCGAAUACAUGUUCGACGUAAUCUGGGUUACCUGGGCUGCGGUAAUCUUCGUCAUUAUCUUCGGAAAUAAAGCUUGGUUUCUGUGGCUUAUUCUUCCGGCAUAUGGCGUGUACUUGGGAAGUGGGCUACUAGGCAUGGGAAAGCAGAAGAUGACCGAAUUCCAAGGUGCGGGCGAUGGUGCUGGUGCAGCUCCCCAAGGAAAUCGCAGAGCACGUCGGGCUGCUUAA
Molecule: messenger RNA, 489 nt
Organism: Fusarium fujikuroi IMI 58289
Lineage: Eukaryota; Fungi; Ascomycota; Sordariomycetes; Hypocreales; Nectriaceae
Exons: 1
Coding region: 1-489 (162 amino acids)
Biological process (GO): vacuolar protein processing
Cellular component (GO): intracellular membrane-bounded organelle
Source: RefSeq, a predicted model, not a curated record